AUGGCGCUGUGUCAUCCCGUCGGUAAAGACCAGUACUGCAUGGCUUCCCUGGGCCUGUCCCAGAGCCUGAGCACCGGAACACUGCAGCUGUACUGGGACGUGGACGGCACCACCGCCAUCGGCGCCACCUUUGCAUCGGCCGGCACGGGCGCGUCGCACACGGACGGCCCCUUCUCGAGCGUGGCAAGCGGCGUGGUGGCCACCUACACCGACGCUGGGGGGGAGCUGGACGACAGCACCUCCUUUGACCCCGGCGACUACGCGGCCUGCAGCAUGGUGGUGGCCGGCAACCUGGUGACGGGCGUGGGCAGCCUGGACAUCGGGUUCAAGUGGGAGGGCAGGCAGACACCCGACACCGCUACCGUCGCGGUGGCCGGACCCACCACAUCCUACACCCGCAGGAACAUGUUCCACCUGGGAGACCUGACCGAGGGAUGGGUGUGGUACACGGACGGCACGGGCCACCAGUUCCCGGCGGUCACGGACGACAGCACCUCCUUUGACCCCGGCGACUACGCGGCCUGCAGCAUGGUGGUGGCCGGCAACCUGGUGACGGGCGUGGGCAGCCUGGACAUCGGGUUCAAGUGGGAGGGCAGGCAGACACCCGACACCGCUACCGUCGCGGUGGCCGGACCCACCACAUCCUACACCCGCAGGAACAUGUUCCACCUGGGAGACCUGACCGAGGGAUGGGUGUGGUACACGGACGGCACGGGCCACCAGUUCCCGGCGGUCACGGUAGUGAUCAGUGGGCCCUACCAACCCGAUGUGGGCAUCUUCAGGCUCGACUGGUACUAUGACGAGGCCCGGUCGGUGCUCGGUCCACCCUUUGAACCCCAGGGAUUCCUCACCACGCAAACGGAGACGGUGAGCAGCACGCCACACUCUGUCCUUCCCCGGUACACUGACCCAGACGGAGUCACGCAGUACCUGCCCGGCUUUGCGCUGUUCUUCACAAACGCGCCCCCACCACCCUCACCUGCCUGA
Molecule: messenger RNA, 987 nt
Organism: Auxenochlorella protothecoides
Lineage: Eukaryota; Viridiplantae; Chlorophyta; Trebouxiophyceae; Chlorellales; Chlorellaceae
Exons: 4
Coding region: 1-987 (328 amino acids)
Source: RefSeq, a predicted model, not a curated record